Molecule: messenger RNA, 1144 nt
Organism: Helicoverpa armigera (cotton bollworm)
Lineage: Eukaryota; Metazoa; Arthropoda; Insecta; Lepidoptera; Noctuidae
Product: paired box protein 6 homolog
Exons: 3
Coding region: 7-912 (301 amino acids)
Biological process (GO): regulation of transcription by RNA polymerase II
Molecular function (GO): RNA polymerase II transcription regulatory region sequence-specific DNA binding; DNA-binding transcription factor activity, RNA polymerase II-specific
Source: RefSeq, a predicted model, not a curated record
GUCAAGAUGGCUGGUCCUUACCUAUCACCCUUGCCUGGGGACCUCCUCACGGAAUACAUGUUCGGGCGUCGCCGCCAGCGUCGGAACCGCACGACCUUCACUCCUCAGCAGCUAAGCGAGCUGGAGUCCCUUUUCCAGAAGACACAUUACCCUGACGUGUUCCUGAGAGAAGAAGUAGCGCUGAGGAUCAGUCUUUCUGAGGCUAGAGUGCAAGUGUGGUUCCAGAACCGUCGCGCGAAGUGGCGCAAGCAAGCGCGACUGCAACUCCUGCAGGAUGCGUGGCGGAUGAGGUGCCUCGGGCUUGGCUCUCCUCCAUUGCCGUUAUCAGGUCACGGCAAACCAGAUUCUUCACCAGAAGGGCCAGAAUCACCAAACGGCAAAGAUUCCCCGGAGCCGCCUGGAACACUCGAGAAUCGCGAGCUAAAGUCACCGCGCCAAGACCCUUACCUCCACAACACAAACAUAGAGCCAAUCCCACCGGUCAAUGCGAAUGUUCACGAAAUGCCACAGAUGCCAUACAAUGAUGAUGGAAGGAUGAUGCAACAGCCUUUCUCCUUCCCACCUCUAAUGAUGCCCCAGCAAAUGGAAUCAGAAAUCCCAACUGAUCUCAGAGUAAUGUCUAAACCUAACUGCCCUUGUGGAACUUCAGUUCAAGACAUGGACGAACCGCAGAACCUUGCUUACCGUCCCCCAAGACGUGAGAAGGAGACCAGCGACAGUGACACUGACACAGAAAUAGAUCUGACGUCACAUUCCAAAGAUGAUGAUAUAAGGGAAUCGGAAAGACUGGCCAGUAGGAUCGCUACCAGCAUUUUUAGAAGCGACACAGUUCUUCAUGAUAUGAUGCCCAAUGAUCUCAGUUUAGGAGCUAAGAAUGGCAAUGAUAGAGUAAGAAAUAAUGUUUCGAUUUAAUUGGACAAUUUCUGUUUGGUACUAAAAGUAUUUCUGUUCAUUUUUAUUUUAUCAGUUUCUAUAAAAUAGAAGAAUGGUAGAAUAUUUUAUGAUUUGUGUGAGUAGUCGUCAUCUAAUUAUUUUUAUGGAUGUAAUUUUUGCAAUAGAAAAAUGUGGAUUUCCAAAGACGUUUGGAUUUUCAAACCAGCAUUUGAAUGUUUUAGACAGUGAAUGGUAACAUGUUUAGUACUUA